AUGUCGUCCUUUCAUCCCGUUAACUCGGUUCCUACCGCUGCACGACAAAAUAUGGACGACGCCACUAGCAGCUCGAACGCCUCUUCCACACCCCGCGUAGAUCUUUCGAAAAGGUCGCACACUCAACCUCUCGCCUCCUCGUCCAAUAUAACGGCGGAAAAUGAACGGGAUAGUGGAUAUGGAAUGAUGAACGGCGAUGUUGAAAAACGAUCCAAUCACAGCCCUCUUGUCUCGAAUACGGCUUCGACAGACAGUCCCGGUCGAACACAUAGUCGAGAGGGCUCUUCUGCCCAGUCCUCUGUACCCGAGGACCACGCUGUGGGUGACUCUGAUGCAGAGCAGGAUGCGGGGACUGAUAAUGAUGUAGAAGUGGGUGAUAGUGCGCCUCCUUCAAAAAAGAAGAGGGGGCAGCGCUUCUUUUGCACAGAUUUCCCACCUUGCACACUGAGUUUUACGAGAAGUGAACACCUUGCCCGCCAUAUAAGGAAACAUACUGGAGAACGUCCCUUUCAAUGCCAUUGUUCUCGACGGUUUUCACGCCUGGACAAUUUGCGACAGCAUGCUCAGACUGUACACGUAAAUGAGGACAUCCCCGGAGACUCCCUUGCUGCUACAGGAACGCGGUUUCAACGUCAAAUCCGCACUGAUCGCGUCAGACCACCUGGCAGGAACCGUGCAGGUACCGUUGGCAGCAUCUCAGGACAUAGUCGAGGCCAUGGCAAGAAUUUAUCAACCUCGAGUAUUGGAUCCACCGUAUCCAGUUACAGCCAGUCUCAGGAGAUUCGUCGCCGCCCACCACCCCUGAUGAUGGCCGGUGAUGGCACUGCUAGAGCCAGAUUAUCCCUUGAGACCAUGAACUCUCCCCCAAGAACCCCACCCGCCCAGAUCCACGGAUUUUCUGUUCAGUCUCCUAGCAGCGGCCUGUUUACACCCGUUUCUGCUACGCAUCCCUCUGGGGAUCCGGCAGGGUAUUAUUACGGAUCACCCGCCUCAGCAAGUUCAGCCUUUUGGGCAGAAAGGGGCUCAGGACGUCGUUUGUCAUUCCCUUCGAGUGUGCGACAAUUUGACCCAGCGAGUACAUAUCCUCCCCCAUUCGCUCGACCUUUGGCUCCAUCGAAUUCAUCAUACGUAAAUGGCGGAAGUGUUUUUGGGAGCCCAAACACCUCGCAACCACCUCAAGAUGAGCCGCAUCUGUCGCCGUCAGAAGCUGAUUGGCGAAGGAGGACAUGGCAUCCAUCUUCACAAACAGGCUUCAGCCGUCCUGCAAGCAGUGGACUUUGGUUCAACCAGCCGGCUGAUAGGCCCCAACCCGCUUUUGCACCGAAUCUACAUUCUCAAAAUCCUCCACCUCGCCUGCCUGGAAUUGAAAGUUUUGAUCAUGUCCAGCAACGUCCCUCUACACCCCCAAGACGGGAACCGACCCCCAUGCAAGUCGAUAGGCCGUUACAACCUCCUAAUGCAGCUCCUGUUUUUGCUCCGACAUUCGCCUCCCAGGCAUCCAAUGCUCGACCCCCUCCCAUUUCCGGACCGGGUCAUCGGAGAGCUCAUCUUUCAUUUGACAUGUCCCUUCAUCAGAACCUGACCAAACUCGAUAUCCGUGGAAAUUCAUCCUCGAACAAGGACGCAUCGCAGUGGAGUCAACAAACAAUCGGGGAACUCCGAAAUAUCGCAUCACGACCAUUUACUACUUCCUUCCAGCAGCCGCAACCGCAACCGCGGCAACAACCUCAUGAAUCAACGAUAAGCCAGGCUCAGGACGCACCCAGGCCUCGCGAAAAGCCAGCUGCUGGCCCAAGCCCUAAUGGACCAACAACCCCCACCCAGAAUAAAAGACAUGGAUGGUAUAAUGGGCCUCUCUCAACAAUAACGGCAAGUAGUCACCAACCCGUCCACACGUCUCCGGAGGAUUCGAGCAGUAGUGAAGGCGUAGCAACGCCAUCUGGGUCUGCGCCAGAAUAUCACCCUGCAAUCGUACCAAGCAACGGCGGUAUUGAGGGACAUCACUCCCGUGUCCGGUCUGAAAAUACUCACAAUCCCUGUGCCCCACAGACAUCUCAGACUAACAAUACCGCUUACCCUAUACAUCCUCCACACCCUCCAAACGCCGAGCCACGACAUGUCUUCUACUCGGGCAAUUCCAGCAAUCAUACGGGUGCUGGUAUGGCGCGCUUAGAGGCUCUCGUUGCAGUUGCAACGAGCGAGAACAAGGGCAUGGGCACUUUUAUUUAA
Molecule: messenger RNA, 2229 nt
Organism: Paracoccidioides lutzii Pb01
Exons: 3
Coding region: 1-2229 (742 amino acids)
Biological process (GO): regulation of transcription by RNA polymerase II
Molecular function (GO): DNA-binding transcription factor activity, RNA polymerase II-specific; RNA polymerase II cis-regulatory region sequence-specific DNA binding
Source: RefSeq, a predicted model, not a curated record